AUGGUUUCCUCCAGCAAAGUCAUCGUCCAGGCCGUUGCCCUCGUCGUCUUGGUCCAAUACUGCCCAGCACCUUUCCUCGCUGCCAUUCCUGCUGCUGUCGCAGCUGGUAUUGGCGCUGCUUCUGCAGCUGUCAGUGCCGCUGCCGCGGUCGCUGGUGUCGUGGUUGAUGCAGUCAAGAACCGUGAUCUUGAGGAAGUCAAUGCUCCUCGCACUUUCAUCAGCCGCGUCAAGCGUGCUCCUCAAGGUUUCGACAUCUCCACCAUCGGUUUCGGUACCGCUUUCGAGGACUGCAAGACCCAGCUCAAUGGCGCCUCGGUCACUUUCUCUGGUCCAGCACCAGGAACUGUUCUCGUAGUUGGUAUUCCUCCAGCUUGCAUGACCCUCUCCGGUGUCCUCGCCGGUGGUGACUUCAACGAGGGAAAGCCAGUCCCAAUGGGCGUUGACUCUCUUCAAUUCACCGACCUCUCCAACGAAUCCAUCUUGGAGAUUCAAGCCGCUCUCGAUGCUCACCCAGCCAAGAAGAACUAA
This is a messenger RNA of Glarea lozoyensis ATCC 20868, 528 nucleotides long. RefSeq lists its product as uncharacterized. The transcript has 3 exons. The record is from RefSeq and is a predicted model, not a curated record. Lineage: Eukaryota; Fungi; Ascomycota; Leotiomycetes; Helotiales; Helotiaceae. The coding region runs from base 1 to 528 and encodes 175 amino acids.